Molecule: messenger RNA, 1804 nt
Organism: Liolophura sinensis
Lineage: Eukaryota; Metazoa; Mollusca; Polyplacophora; Chitonida; Chitonidae
Product: G2/mitotic-specific cyclin-A-like
Exons: 9
Coding region: 327-1622 (431 amino acids)
Biological process (GO): mitotic cell cycle phase transition
Molecular function (GO): cyclin-dependent protein serine/threonine kinase regulator activity
Source: RefSeq, a predicted model, not a curated record
UAAAACCUCUGCUAAGAGAGUUCUGCGUAGCCUCGUUAUUUAACAUGUUUAUCGGCAACGAGUGAACCGCGCGAUUUGAUUGGCUGGUUUAUACCUCGCGGGGAAUUCAACGGGCUGCCUCUCAGUGUUCUGUCAGUAGCUUCAUUGUCUUCACAACUGCUCCAGAUUUUAUAUCAAGCGCUUUAAACGAAGGCACAUUAGAUCUUGUCGACUUGGGGAAGCUUGAACAUCUUGUUGGUCUGUACGAGGAAUCUACCAUCUUUGAUAGGAGUUGUUGGGAUUUCGCUAAAAAUCUACUUCUUUCCACGCACCCGCAAGCUAUAGACAUGUUUUCGGUCUCCAGUGUGAAUCCUUCCCUGGACGAGAACAGCAUGGAGACUCGAGCUCAGGGGCAGAGAAGGUCUAAACGAGAAGACUUUCAAACUAGGAAUAAUGGACCAAUUGCACCAAAACGGGCAGCUUUGGGAACUAUUACCAACCAGUCUCAAAGAAUUCAGCCGUUUAGAGCCGCUAAGGCAUCCACCAAUGAAAUUUGCUCGGAUAAGGAGAACGCUUUCACGAAAGCUGCUGGAAAAUCCGCUUUCGGAGAGUUGCAGUCGUUCAAAAUCCACAUUGACCAAGAGAAUGUUGGAAUUCAAACAAGGCAGAGAUCGCAGGUUUCUGAAUCUUCCGAGCCUAAGCUGGAGUUGAACGACGCCAUAACCGCCCUACCGAGGGUGCCAUUGUCCACAGCUCAGGUGGACGACCAUGACAUAUCUAUAGACGAAAAGACUGAAUCUCCUAUGGUGUUGGAUACUUCUAUAGAAGAAAGGGAUGAAAAAGCAGAUCGUGAUGCCAUAAUAGUGGGCGUGCCAGAGUAUGCCGCAGACAUCUAUGCUUACUUAAGGGAAGCAGAGACCAGAAAUCGUCCAAAAGCUGGUUACAUGAAGAAGCAGCCAGAUAUCACGACUAACAUGAGGUGUAUAUUGGUAGACUGGCUAGUAGAGGUUGCAGAGGAAUACAAGCUUCACAGGGAAACUCUGUUCUUGGCUGUUAACUACAUUGACCGGUUUCUCUCACAUAUGUCCGUCCUUAGAGGAAAGCUACAACUUGUGGGAGCAGCCAGCAUGUUCUUGGCAGCAAAAUAUGAAGAAAUUUAUCCACCAGAUGUUGGGGAAUUUGUUUACAUCACUGACGACACCUAUUCAAAGAAGCAGGUAUUACGAAUGGAGCACUUGGUGUUGAAGGUUCUGUCUUUUGAUGUGGCAGUCCCCACCAUUAACUGGUUCUGUGAGCGCUUUGUUAAGCAAUGUGGUGCUGAUGAGAAAGUGGAGGCUCUGGCUAUGUUCUUGAUUGAAUCGACGUUGAUAGAUGCUGAGACUUAUAUGAAGUUCUUGCCCAGUACGAUAGCUGCAGCUGCUGUCUGUUUAGCCAACCACACAUUCCAGAAAGAAGCCUGGUCUAGUCAAAUGGUCCAAGAGACUGGUUAUGACAUCCCUCAGUUGAGUGAAUGCCUGCACCAGUUACAUCGUACCUUCUGUGAGUCUCCAAACCACGCACAACAGGCUGUGCAGGAGAAAUACAGACAACCAAAAUUCCACCAGGUGUCGCUCAUGCAACCUCCCAUGUCGCUACCAUUGUAGCCAAUCUCAGUGCUGUACUUCCAUUGGACAUUUCCCCAAAAUGCCAUUGUUCUUUCAUUUACUCCUAGGGUAUCAGGGGCCCAUGUUCACUUUGCACAUGUGGCUUGUUUCAAUACUGGAGAACCAGUUGAUUUUAAGCUGUCUGUGUUUCCUGAAAUGGGCUCAUCCUUCAGAGCAUAACA